Pseudocercospora fijiensis CIRAD86 is the source of this 1713-nucleotide messenger RNA. RefSeq lists its product as uncharacterized. The record is from RefSeq and is a predicted model, not a curated record. The transcript is spliced from 7 exons. NCBI's taxonomy places the organism in Eukaryota, Fungi, Ascomycota, Dothideomycetes, Mycosphaerellales, Mycosphaerellaceae. Bases 1 to 1713 code for a protein of 570 amino acids.
AUGGCUGCAGGUUUCGCACGUACGUACCUCGUACCAGAGCAUCUGAUCUUGCGUUUACGACCUGGAUUCGACGUCAAUUCCGCAUGCCUUCUUGGCUUCAGAAGUUCGAUGGGACUUACACGGGACACAGCUUUUGGUACCCUUCCGCAUGCGUUUGCUGAGACGCCCAUCUUGCACCGUAUCGGUUGGCAUGGCCAUUGGUAUACAGAUUGGGCUUGGCAUUGGAUUAGUCAUUCCUUGGCGUCCCAGACCAUUGCAGGAGUCGUGCACUCUCGACCUCAUCCUCUCAAAACAACAUCAAACGGCCUCACGCAGCUCGAUAAUGUCAGGAAGUGGAAUUCGCUGGGCGAAAUUGAGAAAAACGCCUCCUCCAGUGCCAAGUCUGUCAAGGAUGAGGUGCCUCCGACGGACGAAGAAGACGCCAUUGUGUAUACCCAGGAACGACAUCAUUGUCGCUCUAUCCGCGCCGCCGAAGAGCAUUCUAGCACUUCAGCCAGGUCAUCCUCGCAGUCGCUAGAGGAGAGACUGCCUAACACCAACGGUGUAAGUUCAGCAAGGGCGCUUCUGCGACUGGUGCCGCGUAAGCAUACAGAGCUCCUGGCAAUCAAAUAUCCCUCUCCGAUUGAAACUGCUUACUGGCUUAAGUUGCAGAAACCAUCAAUGUCUCUGCCUCCACGGCUUUUUCCAUUCUAUGAUCGGAGGCCGAAUACUGACCGAACUCAGCUUUUAACCAUUCACAAGCUUUGGUUAAUUCAGAUUGCAGACCUUCUCUUCCGACAAAAUACGCUGCACGCCCAUAAGAGGAACAGUACAAUCAACAUCAACAGCUCGGCAUCUAUCGGCGUUACGAUUGAGAGUUACACAUCGAGACUCGAGCGAUGUCCCUCCUCUUCAUCGUUGAAUGUUGCUAUCACCUUCAAGGAGAGCACUACCAGGUGCCCCUUCGCGCUCAUACCAGAAAAAGAGCCGGCGGCAAGAAUUCUUUUGGGAACAUCUGCCGAAACUCUGAAUCAAGAGCCUCACCAACCAAGCAAGGCCCCAAGACCUCGGCCUGAGUGCACAUCGUUACCUUUUACACAGUUCGCAGUGAUGUAUCAAGGACACACAACAACGAUGGAUCAAUCACCGUUCUUCAAAUUAUCGCCAGAAUUGAGGAAUCUUGUCUACGAAUAUGCCGUCACGCAAAGCGAUGCUUCAGUCAAACUACUAGAGAAGCAACCAGGACUUACGAUGACGUGUCGAAAGAUCAGACAAGAGUGUUUGUUAUUGUUCUACAGCUUGAAUACUUUCCGACUGGAAGUGCCGCAAAAUAAUUCUCAAGCGCUGGCCCAACGUCUCCAGUCAUCGACCCUUCAUACCGAUGCCGGAGGCGAGAGACUGCGAUCGAUACAGAAGCUUGCUAUCAUCUAUCAUCUUUCGAGUCUCGAGAACCAACCUGUCGUACCUGGCUGCAAGAAUGAAGGCGGCUGGGUUCGAAUCUCGGAGACGUUGGCAGAGAUGGGAUUCUCGAAGGAUCAAGUCGUUUGGAAGACUCAAUCAACGAGCUUUCUGGAUUCUUCAUUGGGUGGAAAUUAUCUUGCGUAUCUGGCUGAGACUGCGAGGCUGAGGAUGUAUGACCACAUCAUCCAGAAGGGUUGGGAGGAGAUUUCUGAUUCGAUGGUGGCCGCGAAGGCUUCAAGUCAGACAAUCUGGAAGUUGGAUCGACCGUCUUAG